Molecule: messenger RNA, 1839 nt
Organism: Aureobasidium pullulans EXF-150
Lineage: Eukaryota; Fungi; Ascomycota; Dothideomycetes; Dothideales; Saccotheciaceae
Exons: 2
Coding region: 1-1839 (612 amino acids)
Source: RefSeq, a predicted model, not a curated record
AUGCGAUUCCCUUCUUUUGCCUUCGCUGCCGUAGCCGGCCUAUGGCAGCAGCCUCUCGCUCCCGAAGAAGAGACAGUCACCAGCACUCGCCAUAUUCAUAUCACCAGAACCGUCACGAACGCCGCCAGUACCAUCUAUGCAGUUCGUAUGGGAACAUCAACCGUAUACAUGGAACACCUCCCUGCCACAUUGAUCACGAAAUCGGUUCCUUGGCAAGCACUACAAACCGGUCACCUCGAGUUGCGCUCAGAGGGAGAGUCAACUAGCACGAUGCACAUCAAGGUCACACAGACUGUGGCACAAGUCCAAGCUACAGUGUUUGCCAGCAAAGUCGGAACGUCGGUGUCAACCAUCACGAAUGUUCCCCAGUCUCUUAUGGACGAAGCUGCCGAGGAUGCUGCUGAAUUGUCAUCGUCGCAGUUGGCAGCAGCCAUCUCGUUUGCAAAAUCGGAAGCAUUGGCACAUUCGACUGUCGCAGUGCUAGCGAGCACCACUUCGUCUACUGUUGAGCUCUCAUCUACCUCGGCAUCAUCGACUCAGCCCGAAGUGGCUCCUUCGCCCAACUACACGAAUUCGAGCCAUUCACCCACAUUAGUGGAAGUCUCUGUUGCUAAGCCUAGUCCCAGCAGUAUCAGUACUGGUACUAGUACGAUUCUUCCGAUCGGCCUUGAGCUCCGCUCUAAUGCAGGCGUGGCGACCAAUACCCAACUCACAUCUACUGAAGCACCAGCUACUGUCGUCGCCGUUAUCUAUGGCUCUUCAACUUCAAUCAUGACAUCUGUACCCUCAACAUUGCUCGCCGCGAUUGUUUCAUCCCAAGCGACUUCGAUAUCACAAACCAGCAUCUCUAGAGCGACCGUCGACGCAGUUGUUUCGACUCAAGCGACCGAGGCUAUUGCUCCUGUGGAUACCAACGCCGCGCAGGUCAAAAGCACACAAACCGCGCUGAUCCAAGCUUCGACCUACAGCGAUGAAGCAGCGGCAACAAGCUCAGACAUUGGAGCUUCUUCGACAACAGAAAAAGGACUGUUCCCAUCAUCGUCGAAAAUGUCAAGUACGACAUCCACAUCUAGCUCUGCAUUCGUGACUAGUAACAAAGUCUACACUAUUCCCAUUACUACCAGCCAGACUUCAAGCUCCUCUAGUCAUAGCACCUCUGUAUCAUCAAUUGUCGAGACUUCCGCCGCGGCGUCCUUUCCUUCAGCCUGCGGAUCACAAAGCAGUGCCUCAGCAGCAGCAGAUGUUGCAGCGGACAACGCAGCCGGCGCCUCAGGAGGCGACUCGGGAAGCUUCAAACUCAGCAAAGGAGGUUUCGCAGCAAUCAUCAGCGUCGUCUCCAUCGGCGUGGGCCUAGGCAUAAUCUUCCUCGUCCUCUUCGUCGUAGCAAAACGCCGCCAAUGGAACGUCCGCAAAUCCAUCGCUCGCGCUUCCCGCCGCCUGACCGGCCGCUUCUCUUCUCAUCCGAACAAAUCAGCUCUCAAGUCAGAAAAAGAACCUACCCUCCCCAUCAUCGAACCCCGUCAACCGCUCGGUCCUCGUCCUGCGCCAUCUUCUCGUAGAGCACAACAAGGUUUUGCAAACAUUGACGCUACACUGCACACAAACUAUCGCGGCGUGGAGACGGUAGGCAGAAGUGCCAGCCGCGGCCCAGAGGUUUGGAGAAGAGAGAUGGCGAAGGAAAGGCAACAGCAACAACAGCAGAGAAGUCAAAGCCAGAGGAGAAAGCCGGAGUUGAGAGUUGAUACCGGCGUUGCUGCCAGGGGGUUGGAGGAGGGAAGAGUGCAGGAGCAGAAGAAGAGGUCGAGAGGGGAUUGGAGAGAUCUGUUUAGAGCGUUGUAG